AUGGACAUGCUUCUGGAGUGCUCCAUAUUCAUCUUGGUCAGUGCUGAUAUGGGCAACUACUAUCAGCUCUCUGGGGUUCCUGUGCAUGAGGUGAAAUUGGAUGAACCUCAGAAGAGCAACAUCGCAAGAGUCAACGCGGAUAAGCAAGCGCUCACCAAAUCUUCACAGCUCAAGAUUGAAAGCAAAAAGCCUGGUGCUAUUACAUUUGUACGCAGUCGCAUGCUGUAUGCGAAAGCAGCGCUCAACGCGAAAGGUGGUGUGAGAUUUGGCAUGCGCCAUAUUCAUGUUCUCAAUCGAUGCACUGAUCGAAAAGACAAGCAAGAGACAGUGCAUGUCAUGCGGUAUAUCUUCCCGUGUCAGUUCGGUUUGCACAACGUCUUCUCUUCCAAGGUGGAUCAUCGUGAGACAGCCAUGCCGUUCAAAGACUACACGCUGCGCGAGAAGGAUAUACAUACCGCCAUGUGCCGAGAGCUAGGCCCCAAAGCAACAGACGCCCAGGAAAUAGCUAAGUGGAAACAGCGAAUUCCCAAGAGACUCCGGGGUGACGCUGUUAAACUGGUGGACAAACUUCGGGGGGUACCCGUGUCAACGAAGCCAGAUUGGAGGAAGAGCGCACUACAGCCGAAGGCAGAUGUACGAUCAGUCGCAGAUCCAGUCAAUCGUCGCAAGAAAGCGCGACCUACUCCUGGAAAUCCCACCGUUCAAGAAACCUGUUUCACAGAUCUGGCGUGUCCAGCAGCACACGUAUCGGCCUUUUGUCGCGCAGUCAUAUCCAAAGUUAUACCGGAAAGAUUCUGGGGCAACGAGCAUAACCAUCGCACCCUCAUGUAUUGGGUGGACCAGUUCGUGGACAUACGCAGAUUCGAAUCGCUUAAUUUACAUCAGGUUACACAGAACAUACAGAUCACGAACAUAGCCUGGUUACGCCCACCCAGCCAAGAUGACGAUACAAAGGUGUCCAAGUCGGACAUGGAUAAACGUACGGAGAUAUUUCUCGAGUUCGUCUACUGGCUCUUCGAUUCUUUCCUCGUUCCUCUGGUCCGCACAAACUUCCACGUAACGGAGUCCAACGCGCAUCGGAACAGACUUUUCUACUUCCGCCAUGAUAUCUGGCGGAUGUUAACAGAGCCCGCUUUGAAGGAACUGCGGAUGAACAUGUUCGAGGAGAUGCCUACUGAAAGCACGGAAAGACUGCUGUCCGCACGUCAGCUCGGCUUCAGUAAUGUCCGUCUUCUUCCGAAGAAGCAGGGUUUCCGGACUAUCAUGAAUCUCAAGAGAAGACAGCAGGUGAUGCGAUAUGGUACUAUAACUCUAGGACGAAGUAUCAACUCGGUGAUGACACCAGCUUUCAAUGCGAUCACCUACGAGAAGGUUGAUGUUCAGGCUUGCUUCGACACUAUACCACAGUCACGCUUGCUGCGUAUGAUCGACAGUCUCAUGUCGAUCCAGGCUUACAACACCGGCAAACAUGUGGAGAUUUCCCCCCUGGGUCCUCUACAGCGUCUCGGCGGUAAACAUGUGGACCCAAUGCCUCUCAAGAAGUACAUACCGCAUACUGAGGCAGCGACGGGUGUAACGCCUUUUCACCAACUCGUGCAAGAUAGAUUGGCGGGCACAAAGGCCAAUACCAUCUUUGUUAAUACCAACAUGCAGCGGCGCGAGACCAAGGAUGACUUGAUGCAGCUCUUACAGGAGCAUAUCGAGAGAAAUGUCGUUAGAAUCGGGAAGCGCUUCUAUCGCCAGAAGACUGGUAUACCACAGGGCUCAGUUUUAUCGAGCAUCUUGUGCAACUUCUUCUACGCUCAACUGGAACGCGAUGUGCUUGGAUUUGUGCUUGAUGAAGAUUCAUUGCUUCUUCGUCUGCUUGACGAUUUCCUCUUGAUCAGUAUCAACGAAGAGUAUGCUCAGCGCUUCGUAAGCGUUAUGCACAAAGGCCACCCGGAAUACGGCGUGGUGAUAAAGCCUUCAAAGUCGAUGGCAAACUUCGAUGUCACGACAGAAGGAGGAGACCGGAUAGCGACAAGCGGCUCAGAUGGUAGAUUCCCGUAUUGCGGCGUCUGUAUCGAUACGACGACGCUGGAAGUCAGCAAGAAAACAGAACGCCCUACAAAGACCGGUGUUGAGGACUCUUUGACUGUAGAUCUGACCAGAAUGCCUGGCCAAACGUUCCAUCGCAAAGCUCUGAAGUAA
This is a messenger RNA of Alternaria conjuncta, 2190 nucleotides long. RefSeq lists its product as uncharacterized. Gene Ontology annotation, biological process: telomere maintenance via telomerase. The record is from RefSeq and is a predicted model, not a curated record. Lineage: Eukaryota; Fungi; Ascomycota; Dothideomycetes; Pleosporales; Pleosporaceae. Bases 1 to 2190 code for a protein of 729 amino acids. Gene Ontology annotation, molecular function: telomeric repeat DNA binding; telomerase RNA binding. The transcript has 6 exons. Gene Ontology annotation, cellular component: telomerase catalytic core complex.